ACACAGGGGGGAAGUCCCAGCUCAGACAGUGAGUUCAUACACAAAUUAGCUUCCAUGCUGAAAUAAAGCCCUCUCAUCACUCUCAUCUUCAAACCCAGGAUUCUCCCACCGCUUCUUCAUCUCGCCAGCGUGAGGGUUAUCAGGGCUGAUGGGUGGACGCUGCCAUGAGGGAUGGUACUGGGAUGCCUUGGUCAAACGAUGCAUAACCUGUCAGCAGCAAUGCGAAAGCCCUCCUAUCCACGCCAGAUGCACCAGUUACUGUGAGUCUGCACAAUGUAAGAAACUGCCUGGUCGCCACUAUGAUGGGCUGCUGAAGACAUGUAUUAUUUGCGCUGAGGUUUGUGGCAGACAUCCAGCAGAAUGCUCCCAGCACUGCCAGAAUACACCACUUCCUGUGACCACUAAAAAGCUCUUGACUACGCCACCUCAUGUGACCACUAAAAAGUUCCUGUGUACACCACCUCCUGUGACCACUAAAAAGCUCCUGACUGAAGUAAUCUCACAAAUGCCGAAUCCCAGAGGGCUCCCAGUGCCAACGCUGGCCCUGGAAGACCCAACCGUCUUGCUCUACUCCCUGCUGGCACUGUGCAUGGUGCUGCUGUUUUCUAGUCUGUCUCUAACCCUGGCAGUCUUCCUGAGGGGAUCCAGGGCCAAAACCUCCAAACCAGGACCCAAGGAGGCUAGCCAGAACCAGGAGCGUCUAGUCCAGCCAGGCAAAGAAGUUCGCCUGCCAGUUGGCCAUCUGGGGCAGACCUCCAAAGAUUUUGUAACAAGUCCAAGCUGUCCCACUGACCGUGAACCAUCAGAGGACACCAGCCCUACAGAGACCUGCGUGUGUGUACACUGUUUCCCAGACCUGAAAGCACUAGGCCAGGGCAAUGACAGGCCACCAAGAGCACCUUUCUCUUUCUACCAGCAAGCUGUCCUCCCUACAGCCCAGAUCCAGAAGGGAGGGCCUCUCUGGACCGAAGAGAGCCAUCACAUCUCUGCACUGGGGGUCCAGGAGGAGGCAGCAGUGAGAUGAGGUUCAUUUGCUUCCUCUCAAAUCAAGGUGUCUCACAAGGAAAACUGGAAUGGAUCAACAUAUCCCCAAACACACCAGAGAAGUUAAUCAAUAUACUGUUUUUUUCUUUUGUUAAAAUUGAUCGCAAAAUUGUGAAAACAUGGCGUUUAAAGAGUUGCGUACUCAUUUACAAUCCCUAUCAACCUCUCAUCAAGCAGCAACAGCAUCAGCAACAAUUAGUAUUAAAAAGGUUUUUUUCAUCAAAUGAAACACAAAAGCAAACAAGCAAAGGGCAUUUUCCAUUCAAAAAAAUUCUAAAUCUGCCAUAUGAUUGAUUCAUAUUAAUUACGAAAAAGUCUGCCAUGUUUUACUGCCUUAUGAAGGCACGAUAAUGAUGCGUAUGCUUGUGCCAUAAGGCAGUUAAGUUUUACUGCUCCAUAUCCAUAAGUAUCUAAGUAUCACUGCAAAUGUGUUCACCAAUAGGCCUCUGUUAUGGUCCAGACACAACAAGGAGACUGCAAAGCACUUUUAAAGAUGGACUAAUGCUUUUCUUCACAUUACUCAUGUCUCCUGUUUAAAGUCUCACUUGAACAAAUCAUAAAGACUACAACUGACCGCUAGCUGACCACUGACAUGCAUGUACAGUACACUCUGUUCCUGUGAAAGGAAAUAACCAAACUAGUAGUCUAGACUCACAGUAAUCAUAAUCUAAAAAAUAUCAUGGAAACAAACAGAAACAUCACGGAACAUUACAAACUGGCCACAACAAUGUUUAUAUAUCUUAACUAUCAAGCCAUAUGCAAAUAGAGAACAUAAUGUAAUAUUUAUGACGUAUUAUCUGAUAAAAACUUGCAUGGUCAAGUUGCUUGCUUCAGCCCUCAGCCUUUUCAGCAUGGAAACAUGCAGGAUCUGGAUGAAGUCAUUACUUCACUACACACAGUUCUCUCUCACCAACUGCCCCUGACUGAAAAGGUUACUGUCACAGACACAAAUUCAGCCAUAAUCCAGCAGCAUUCAGUUGCUUGCCAUCUGUCAGAUCACAUAAUUUCAGGAAGCUACAGUCAGAAGAAGACACUCUGUGUCUAGGCUUGACUCCCACUUAAUUGUUUCCACUAAAACAAGUGUCACUCACCAUACGUAAAUGUAUAUUUCAAUUGCAAAAAAUUGAGUAAAACUGUAGAUCAGUAAGCAAUACUGGAAACACAGCCAGAAGACAUACAAUGUUACUCAGGAUGGUAGUGAAAGUCUCAGUGGUGGAGAACUUCACAUCUGCCACUUGCAGUGAUGCGCACCAGUUCUCCUGAAAAUAAUUAGUCAAGCGUGUUUCCUGAUUCCACCACUAGGUGUCACCAAAGUCGGAAGAUGUUCAAGUUCUAUUGAAUAUUGGGGCUUCAAGUUUAUAACCACCAAAUCUGAAUGGGCAGGCAGAGACUGUCUGCAGCAAUGUGUAGGUACAGGCACAAACAUGUAUAUAUAAUGAAUACGGUGUGUACAUGUGUAAUAUGAAAAGAACAAUAUGUCUCAUGCUACACUUUCAAUGAUAAAUAAACAAGCAACACAAAGGUG
Molecule: messenger RNA, 2569 nt
Organism: Lates calcarifer (barramundi perch)
Lineage: Eukaryota; Metazoa; Chordata; Actinopteri; Centropomidae
Product: tumor necrosis factor receptor superfamily member 13B
Exons: 5
Coding region: 149-1024 (291 amino acids)
Cellular component (GO): plasma membrane
Molecular function (GO): protein binding
Source: RefSeq, a predicted model, not a curated record